This is a messenger RNA of Lathyrus oleraceus (garden pea), 660 nucleotides long. RefSeq lists its product as uncharacterized. The record is from RefSeq and is a predicted model, not a curated record. Lineage: Eukaryota; Viridiplantae; Streptophyta; Magnoliopsida; Fabales; Fabaceae. Bases 1 to 660 code for a protein of 219 amino acids. The transcript has a single exon.
AUGUCCGACAACACCAAACCUUCUUCCUCAACAACACCCAACACUAACCCUUCGAACACACAACCUCGUAAAAGACUUAUCAUCAAGCUCAGUUAUCCUCCUGGUUCAAGAAAACGUGAUUCAGAUUCUUGUGCCACAGAUGAAAACAAGAGAAGGAAGAUUCAAGAUUCUGUAAAACCAACCAUAUCCUGUUAUUGGGUUGAUUCAAAUUAUCAAACCAAAUCAACAGCUUUGUCUCAACCAAAAAAUAAUGGCAAUGUUAUUGAAAACAAGAAGAUCAUCAAGAACCAAGUUUCCAACACAAUACCUUUGUCUCAACCAAAGGAUAAUGACAAUGUUGUUGAAGACAAGAAGAUGAUCAAGAACCAACUUUCCAAAACAACACCUUUGUCUCAACCAAAGGAUAACAUGAAGGAUUCUGUGACAAGAGGUGAAGAAUGUGGGUUGAAGAAAGCGAUGGAGUGUGUUAAGAGGAGGCAAUGUUGGUUGAUAUUGAAGAGGAUGUUGGUAGACAGAGAUGGUUGGGAUUUGAAAGAUCCUCCAAAAAUAGCAAAGUCUAAUAAGUGUAAGAUAAAGGCAAUAGGUUUGAAGGAAAUAGAGAGAAAAAUGAGGUUGUAUGCAACAGAGGAAUCAUAUUUACCAAAUUGCAAAAAAGUUUAG